GUGAAUUGUGACUGUGAUCCAAUAUUCUUUCAUUACACACAAGCAAGAGUCUUGUUGUAGCUAUAAAUCCGCUGUUCACACGUCCUCAUGCGUAGAGACACAUUUUUCAGUUACCAUGAAAAUAGUAACUUCAAACGUCACUCCAAUUAUAAGUUUUCUAGGGAUUCAGAUAACUUGAGAGCAUUUUUUUCUGAAUGUUGAGGAAAACCUCAAAGAUCCAACCUGAUGGCUAGGAGAAGAGCGACUAGAGAGUACCUUUCACCUGAAAUUGUUAACCGGGGUGUCGAGGAUUCCGGGCCGUACACAGGUUCUCCUAGUUUUGUAGUGAAGGUUAAGAGGGGUUUGCCUGAUUUUCUGAGUUCUGUGAACUUGAAAUAUGUGAAGCAGGGUUAUGGCUAUCUGAUACACCAUGGCAUUUAUUUUGUUGCUGCUUCUGUUCUUUUGGGCACUUUUGGCACCCAAAUAUGGCAGCUCACUUGGCAAAUUUCACAACUGGAUUUCACUAACUUACUGAAUAUCAGUGCUUUGUUGGGAUUCUUGUGCUUAAUUCUGUAUAUUUAUCUUGAUUUGAUCCCCCCUUCUACUUAUCUGCUUGAUUUUGCCUGUUACUGUCCACCAAGUGAGUUAAAGAUUUCGAAGGAGGAAUACAUUGAGUUGGCGAAAAACUCAGGGAAGUUCAAUGAUGCAGCAAUAAAGUUUCAGCAACAUGUGCUCAAGAAUUCAGGUUUGGGAGAUGAGACUUAUCUUCCGAGAAUACUCUUCCAACCGGAUCGCGCAAUAACAUUGAAAGACGGAAGGGAAGAAGCGGCAAUGCUGAUGUUUGGUGCAGUGGAUGAUCUGUUCUCUACCACAAGCAUCUGUCCUAAGGACAUCAGGAUCCUUGUAGUCAACUGUGGGGUUCUAAAUCCCACCCCAUCUCUGUCAGCCAUGAUAAUCAAUCAUUACAAGCUAAGUUACAAGAUUCAAAGCUUCAACCUUGGCGGAAUGGGCUGUGCUGCUGGAAUCACGGCUGUGGAUCUCGCGAAAGACCUCUUGAACGCGUACCCUGGCUCGUAUGCAUUGGUUGUUAGUCUUGAAGCAAUGACCUUCACUUGGUAUGCAGGGAAAGAACUUGACAUGCUUCUGCCCAACUGCUUCUUCAGGAUGGGAUCUGCUGCCAUUUUGCUCUCAAAUCAUCGCACUGAUAGAUGGCGCGCGAAGUAUGAACUAAAACAGUUGGUUCGAACUCACAAAGGAUUGGACAACAGAAGUUUCAAAACCAUACAUCUCAGGGAGGAUGCAGAAGGUCAUAAAGGUCUCUCAGUGAAUAAGGAUGUCAUAGAACUUGGAGGUCAUGCCCUGAAGGCCAACAUCACAACUCUUAGCCCUUUAGUCCUUCCUGUUUCGGAACAAAUCCAUUUCUUCACAUCUUUGUUGUUUGGUAAGAAAUCAAAGCCUUACAUACCCGACUACAAGCGAGCUUUCGAGCACGUAUGCAUAAUGGCCACAAGCAAAAAAGUCCUGGAUGAAAUAGAGAAGAACUUAGACCUCACUGAUGAGUACAUGGAAGCAUCAAGAAAGACACUGGAGAGAUUUGGGAACACCUCCAGUAGCAGUGUUUGGUAUGAACUGGCUUAUUUGGAAGCAAACAAGAAGAUCAAAAGGGGAGAUAGAGUUUGGCAGAUUGCUUUUGGUUCAGGCCUCAAAUGCAACAGUGCUGUUUGGAAGUCCCUUAGAAAUAUCAAACAACAUCCUAGGAAUCCAUGGAACAGUGUUGGGAAUUGAUUACAAUCAUUGUUGUCAGAAAUUCAGAUUUCUUAAAAAUAAGAUUGCCCUUUUUUAGAAUUUGGAUGGUGGAUAUUGUAAAAUCAAGCGAUCAAAUAGAUAUUGAUUCUUGUUUUUUUAAAAAAUGAAACAAAAAACGACCAAGAAAAAAUGGACAAUAAAGAGCAAGAAUUGUCCCUUUUUUUUUUUUUUUUGCAAAGUUUUUUGUUACAAAAAAACGUCCUUAUUACUAAAACAGAAAAAAUUUGGACUGACUUGUGAGUUGCAGGUGAACUCACUCUCAUCAAACUCCAGGGAGUUAAAGGAGGCCAUCUUUAAAGCCGAAAUUAAGCGUUAAUAUUUUUCAUAGCAAUUUGUUGUUUUGUUUGUUUAUUACCAUCCCAUCGACAUGUAAUGCAAAUUUCUCCCACUGAUUUGUCGUUCCUAAUAGCACUAGGAGAACAAAAUUUGAUUCGUACUCCAUCUUGUUUUCACCAUUUAAAAAUCC
Molecule: messenger RNA, 2251 nt
Organism: Oldenlandia corymbosa var. corymbosa
Lineage: Eukaryota; Viridiplantae; Streptophyta; Magnoliopsida; Gentianales; Rubiaceae
Source: the annotation of a GenBank genome assembly